Danio aesculapii is the source of this 1208-nucleotide messenger RNA. RefSeq names its product gastrula zinc finger protein XlCGF8.2DB-like. The record is from RefSeq and is a predicted model, not a curated record. Gene Ontology annotation, molecular function: DNA-binding transcription factor activity; RNA polymerase II cis-regulatory region sequence-specific DNA binding. The coding region runs from base 42 to 938 and encodes 298 amino acids. Lineage: Eukaryota; Metazoa; Chordata; Actinopteri; Cypriniformes; Danionidae. The transcript has 2 exons. Gene Ontology annotation, biological process: regulation of transcription by RNA polymerase II.
GCCGCCAUCAGUGAAAGAGUUUAUUGAAGGACAGUGAGAAGAUGAGUGAUCCAGAACCCUGCAGAAUUAAACAGGAAGAGACUGAAGAACUAAUAGAUGUGAUGGUGAAGGAGGAGAGAGAAGAAAUGAGCGAAGAUGAGGAGAAACAUCACGUCAAAACUGAAAUCGAAGCUCAGACAAAGACUGAAGAUAGUUUUUUAUUAGAAAGAACAGCCAUGAAAUGUUUCACCUGCACUCAGUGUGGAAAGAGUUUCAGCCACGAAUACAAUCUCAAGCGUCACAUGAUGAUCCACACUGGAGAGAAACCUUACAAGUGUUCACACUGCGAGAAGAGAUUUAAUUGUUCAGGAAACCUGAAUAAUCAUGAGAGAAUCCACACUGGAGAGAAAACACACAGAUGUGAUCAAUGUGGAAAGAGUUUCACAACACCGUCACAUUUUAGAGACCAUCAGAAGAUCCACACUGGUGUGAGAGAGUUUGUGUGCUUUGCAUGUAAGAAGAAUUUUUUCACAUCUGGAGACUUGAAAAAGCACCAGAAGAUCCACACUGGAGAGAAACCGCAUGUGUGUUCACACUGCAACAAGAGAUUUACUCACUCAGCACAGCUGAAAGUACAUGAGAGGACUCACACUGGAGAGAAACCGUACACGUGUACUCAGUGUGGCAGGAAUUUCGCACAGUUAUCAAACCUUAUAAAUCACAUGAGGAUCCACACUGGAGAGAAACCGUUCACAUGUACGCAGUGUGGGAAGAGUUUCACUCAGUUAUCACACCAUACAGAUCACAUGAGGAUCCACACUGGAGAGAGACCAUACAAGUGUGAACAGUGCGUUAAAACAUUUCUGAGGCCUUCAGAUCUGAAGAAACAUCUUAGAGUUCAUACAAAGGAGAAGCCUGACUGUGCGUUCACAUCGAAAGCAGCGACAACGUCAAAGUAGCUGGAAGUCAUUCAUUUUCAAUAGUAGCCGGUGUCGAGGAGAGUUGAAAUCAAGUCAACUUCAGGGUAAUGAGGUAUGAUGCAGUUUGGCGGCAACCAAUCGGAAUGUAGUAGUCCAGCGCUUGAGAGGAGUCCAGAGAACGCAGCCCUGUGAAGUUUGUUUUCGAUCACAGUAGUUCUCAAGGGUUUGAUUAUUGCAGUCGGCGAAUUUCCAGUUAUUUACGAUGUUUUCUUACAGGAACAUGCAUUAAUAAAAGAUACUGGCGAGUUA